ACUGCUUGUUGCAGGUUUACCUGUAUAUUUCAUGUUUUAGUUAAUAUAUAUAAAUAAUGAAAAAGCAACGUCCGAAAACAACGGGAAGUAUUAAAGUUUUUAUGAGGGAAGUAAAUCAAGAUUUACUUAAACAUGGGCUGCAGCAAUCGAGAGAUAAUGCAAGUAUGCCUCAAAAAAGCUUGUCUUCUAGGACAGUUUACAUGUCCAGAAGUCCUUCUGCUUCAAUCAGUGGGUGGCUCAGUGAAAAAUCAAUAAAAACUGUUCAAGAAAAGACUGAUUAUGAGUCAAGUGCUAUCAAAAACAUGUACCUAAACUUACUCGAAAAUGAGCAGAAAAUACAGCGACAUUUAGAUUAUGUUAUUGAGCAUGACAGUAUGGUAAGGAAAAGAAGAUUACAAGCGUUGUUGAAAGAGUGGUAUGAACAAACAUAUAACCCUUUAAAUGAAAAAAUUUUAGAAGAAAUGAAUGGAGAAUCGUAUAAGACAUUGGAGAAAACGAAGAGAGAAGAGUAUAACAAAUACUUGAAGCAUCGCAACGAAAAAGGUCAUGUAUUUCUGGAUGUAUUUGAAAAAGAAGAGUAUGAUCCGUUGUCCGUGAACAGCGAAAGACCAGGACCAAUCAAGGCUGUGACGCACAAAUUAGCUGAUCCACUUUUACAACAACAGCAAGAAAGGAAUGAAGAAGAAAGGGUUGUGUUAGCGUGUGAUCUGGGCACUAGGUUGUCAGAUAAACGUAUUGAGAUGCUUCGUCUACCGCCACUUCCACUGGUGCCACUUGGGCGCCAUGGGACAGAAUGUAAAACAUGGCUUGAUAUGAAAUUGACAGACAUACAAAGUGGCGUUAGACAGAGGAGCCAGGAACGUUUUUACGGCGUACGAAAUAUGACAAGCGCGUGUCCUUACGAAGUAAUACACCCGGAUACUGACCUGGAGAUAUUUGAUAAGAAAAAUCAUUGGAAAAAGAAACGACAAUUUCCCGAAAAAUAUGACACUUCUAUUAAAUUAGUUUAAAUCUACUUUUGUAUAUUUUUGUAGUUAUUUAUAUUUUCGUAUUUAUUUUGCGGUUAGCUGGAGGGAUUGAUAAUUAAGCACCAGGCUGCUUUAUAUUUUUUAUCGUUUCUGACUGACCGUGUAAUCGCUAAAUCUAGAAAAGUAUCAUAAAUACUUUA
Molecule: messenger RNA, 1168 nt
Organism: Hydractinia symbiolongicarpus
Lineage: Eukaryota; Metazoa; Cnidaria; Hydrozoa; Anthoathecata; Hydractiniidae
Product: protein FAM228B-like
Exons: 8
Coding region: 57-1010 (317 amino acids)
Source: RefSeq, a predicted model, not a curated record